Molecule: messenger RNA, 2802 nt
Organism: Knipowitschia caucasica
Lineage: Eukaryota; Metazoa; Chordata; Actinopteri; Gobiiformes; Gobiidae
Source: the annotation of a GenBank genome assembly
AUGGAGCUAUUGGUGCGAUAUUUGGACAGGAGAAACUCUGUCAGUUCUCUCAUGACAUCAGACAUUAUCAAAGAGGAGAAUCUUCGAGAUGACUUGAAGUUUUAUUUCAUGAGCCCCUGUGAGAAGUACAGGGCCAGACGCCACUUUCCCUGGAAAAUGGGUGUUCAGAUAUUAAAAAUUAUCAUGAUCACCACACAGCUUGUUCUAUUUGGCCUCAACAAUCAGUUAGUGGUGGCAUAUAAAGAGGAGAACACCAUGAGCCUCAAAAACUUAUUUCUAAAAGAUUAUAGCGGAGUGGACCCAGACGACUACAGUGUGGCUGUUUACACUCAGGAAGGCGUCUACGACAGUCUCUUUUACAUCUUUGAUCAGUACAGCCAGUUGGGAGAGCUGUCAGUGGGUCCUAUCAGUUAUGCAGAAGACACAGAUAGAAAUCUGCUUCCAAUAACCGUUUGUAAAGAGAGCUACAGAAGAGGCGACAUCAGCCCGUCUGAUGAAGCCUUUGACAUCGACGCAGAGCUUGAAAAAGUUUGCAUUCACCAUGAGCCAAGAACUGUGAACCAGUGGAAAACCCAAAACUCCUCCUUUUUCGACCUAGACUUCUACAGACUUAUUGACAUAAAAAUAAACUUUCAACUGAAGGGAAUAAACCUGCAGACUGUUCGUCAAAGGGAACUGCCCGACUGCUAUUCAUUUGAUGUAUUGAUAACAUUUGACAACCAUUGUCACAGUGGAAUGGUCAAAGUUUUCUUGGACAUUGAUGCUGAGAGCAGUGCUUGCAAAGACUGGAAAAUAUCAGGAACAGCUCAGAAGAACACGCACUAUCUCCUGGUGUUUGAUGCUUUUGUCAUCCUGGUGUGCAUCAUCUCUGCUGUCCUCUGCUCCCGCUCCAUUGUGCUGGCCGUCAGACUGCUGCAGAGAUUUUCUCGAUAUUUAGAUGAGAACUACAGUCGCAAAGUUUGUGAAGACGACCAGAGUGAGUUUCUUAAUGGCUGGUAUUUGAUGGUCAUCACCAGUGAUGUCUUGACCAUUAUUGGAUCCAUUUUGAAGAUGGAAAUUCAGGCAAAAAGUCUGACGAGUUAUGAUGUGUGCAGUAUUUUACUGGGAACGUCCACAUUGUUGGUGUGGGUCGGGGUCAUCAGAUACUUGGGCUACUUCCAGAAAUAUAAUGUGUUGAUUUUGACAAUGAAAGCAGCGUUCCCCAAAGUCCUGCGCUUCUGUUGCUGUGCAGGGAUGAUCUACCUGGGCUACACCUUCUGCGGCUGGAUUGUCCUGGGCCCGUAUCACGAAAAGUUUGAGGGCCUGAGUCUUGUGGCAGAGUGUCUGUUUUCUCUGGUGAAUGGAGACGACAUGUUCACCACGUUUGCGCAGCUCAAGGAUAAGAACACGCUGGUGUGGGUCUUCAGCAGGGCCUACCUCUACUCCUUCAUCUCUUUGUUCAUCUACAUGGUGCUGUCGCUGUUUAUCGCCCUCAUCACUGAUGCCUACGAGACAAUCAAGAAUUAUCAAAAAGAUGGCUUCCCGCUAACAGACUUGCAGAAGUUUCUGAGAGAGCAGAAGGAUUUCACCGCUGCAGAGGAGAACAAUCAGAUAGAUGUCCAACGUCCAAGUUCUUUCCUCUGCUGUUGUAAAAGAGUUCCUGAAAAUGACGAUACUGUUAAGACACUACAAUGCUGCUUACGCUUACACGGAGUUUUUGACAACGCUUGGAAACGUCUUCACGAAAGACUAAAAAUGGCCAAUCGAAGCUGCCAUUUCAACGAGUCCAUGGGUUUUUUCUACCAAAAUGUCGGAGCGGACGACAAGUGGGCCAAAACCCAGCUCAUCUUGGUCCAAGUAGUGGGCUCUCUCUUCUGCUGCUUCAUCCUGGUCUCAAACGCUAUGGUGAUCGCCGCCGUCAUCACCAACAAGCGGUUUCAUUACCCCUUCUACUACCUGCUGGCCAACCUGGCAGCAUCGGACUUCCUUGCAGGGAUUGCCUAUGUAUACCUGAUGUUUAACACGGGCCAAAUAUCUCGACAGCUCACAGUUAAAGGGUACUUCAUCCGCCAAGGACUGCUAGACGUCAGCCUCUCCGCAUCGCUGACGAACUUACUCGUAAUAGCAUUGGAGCGAUACAUAUCCGUCCUUAGCUGGAAAGUCCACAGCAACCUGACCAAAAGGAGGGUCACUUUGCUCAUUGUGCUCGUCUGGGCCAUUUCUAUCUUCAUGGGUGCUGUUCCCAGUCUGGGUUGGAACUGCAUUUGCAACCUCGGUGACUGCUCCCAGCUUGCUCCAAUUUUCAGCAGGAGCUAUCUCGUCUUUUGGUCCGCAUCUAACUUGUUACUGUUCCUAAUAAUGGUGGCGAUCUAUGUGAGAAUUUACACGUAUGUCCAGAGGAAGACGUCCAUGCUCUCGUCACACACCAGUGGCUCCAUCAAUCGUAAAAGGACGCCCAUCAAACUCAUAAAGACUGUCAUGGUGGUUCUCGGGGCUUUCGUGCUGUGCUGGACCCCCGGGCUGGUGGUCUUGCUGCUGGACGGCCUGAACUGCACCAACUGUAACGUGGUCAAACUAAAGCGUUGGCUGCUGCUUCUGGCCGUGCUCAACUCUGUCAUGAACCCUUGCAUCUACUCCUAUAAGGACGAGGAGAUGUGGGCGACCUUCAAGAACCUCCUCCGCUGCAUUGGGAAUGGGACCAGGAGACAGAGGUCCACCAAGGCCAACAUGAGGCCCCUAAGCUCCGGACAGGACACGGGCACCAGCAGCCAGCCGCCGUCAGAGGAGAUGAAGAACGAAGAUCAAGACAUACUUAAGACGUGA